UUCCUGUUUACGUUCGCCGAGCGCUUCCACAGUGCGAGAAGAAACAGCAGACGUCGCGAACUGCACCUGGAAACAGGCUCCGCGUUAGUUUUGUUCAGAGCCGUCGCUGUCCGUGCGUCUGCAGCCGAUCCUGUCUGUUAGGCAGGCCGUUUCAAUGCAUUUCAGAGAAGCUUUACCGCCGCGCAGAUGGACGCUGUUGAUCUGUUUUCAAGCUGCAGAAAGGGCGACAUUGCCAGAGUGAGAUACCUGGUUGAACAGAGGGACGUAGAACUGAACAUCAGAGAUAAGUGGGACAGCACACCUCUGUAUUAUGCAUGUCUCUGCGGACAUGAAGAGCUGGUGCAGUACUUGCUUGCCAACGGAGCAAAGUGUGAGGCGAACACGUUUGACGGCGAGCGCUGUCUGUACGGAGCGCUGAGCGACCCCAUCCGCCGCCUGCUUAAAGAGUACAAGCGCAUCACGGCCAAGGCCAUGCAGAGGGACUAUUACGACCAGUUCCUGCAGACGCUUUUGGAGCAGGGAAACUACGGCGACGUGACGUUUAUGGUGCACGGCGAGAUGUUUAAGGCGCACCGCUGCAUCUUGAGCGCCAGAUCUGAGUACUUCGCUCACAUGCUGGAGACCAAGUGGAGGGGGAAGGCUGACAUCCCCCUCAAACAUCCACUGGUCAACCCUGCUGCGUUUGGCGCGAUCAUGCAGUAUUUCUACACUGGCCGUUUGGAUAUAGAUGUGAAUUACGUGGAGGACUGCAAGCGUUUGGCCAAACAGUGUAAGAUCAGCGAGCUGAUCGAGGAGCUGGAAGUGAAGUGCAAACAGGUUUAUGAGUUCGUGUCUAACAAGCCCGGGACGUGCGUGAAGGUGCUGACUCUGGACCCUCAUGACUUUCAGCUGCAGGACGGAAUGGCUCUGCUGGCCGACAGCGCACUUCCUGCUGAGCUGCGGGUUGGAUACGGUCAGCUCCCGUUCGAUCUGACUGAUAGUUUUCCCAGUUACCCUGACAUCUGCUUCCGGGUGGAGGGCUAUGACUUCCUGUGUCAUAAGGCGUUUUUCUGUGGCCGUAGCGAUUAUUUUAAGGCGCUGUUGGAGGAUCAUUUCAGCGAGGGUGAAACUCUGCAGACUCAUCCCAGUAUUCCUGUCAUCACCCUUCAUGACGUGUCUCACGAUCUGUUUACAAGAAUCCUUUAUUACAUUUACAGCGAUAACACUCAGCUCUCUCAUGAGAACGUGUAUGAGGUUCUGUGCGUGGCUGACAUGUACCUGUUACCGGGUCUGAAGCGUCUGUGCGGCAGGACUCUGGCUGUGCUGCUGAAUGAGGAGAACGUGCUGCACAUGUGGAAGACGGCCAAACUCUUCCGGCUGUCGCGCCUGGAGGACCAGUGCACGGAGUACAUGGCCAAGAUCAUAGAGAGGCUGGUGGAAAGGCCGGAGUUUGCUGACAUGAUCAGAGAGGAUGCUGGGAACGUGGCUGCCAGGCAGGAAACCGACUCCAUCCCUCUGGUAGACGAGAUCCGUUUCCACAUCGCCAGUAACGUUCAGACGUACAGCGCCAUCGAGGAGGCGAACCAGAAGCUCAGCGCCCUGGAGCUCCUGCUGGCCAGCAUCGGGCUGGAGUGCUGAGAAGCACGAGCCGCCGGAUCCGUCCGAUGCUUCGCGCGCACAAAUAACCCGUAGCAAACUAGCACCACGUAUAUGGUCAAUUCUAACCAAAAACAAGCGUAUGUAGAGUCAUUGUGCGUCGCGCUGCAGUGGCCUGCUGUGAUGCGGUCAAGCUUCCUGUCUUCAGUUGUUUUCGUUGUGUUUUUUUAAUGAGCGAGAAGAGAGACGAAAGCUUGACGUUCUGGUUAUUUCACCGGUAGUGAGCCUUAUAUAUCAGAACAAGUUCUUGACGUUUGCACAUACGCCGUUCGCUCUUCCACGUGCGUCGCGACCGAUGUAGCGGAAUAUUUAACAAGCUUCAUAGGAGACCCCGAAACGUUGCGGACUAUGCUGUUACGAUUUGAGCCAACGAUUAAAUGUAGGGUGAGGACGAUUUAUUGAAAUGCAUUUAAGAGAAGGAGUGCAUCGAAAAAUAAUCUCUUUUUGAGAUGUUAACGUUUUAGGUUAAUCCCUUUUUGAUCCAAGGAUGAAUUCUGAAAGGCGUUGGUGUGAUAGUUUGCCAUUUGUUUAACCAAACAGGUGAUUAUUUAUGCCUUGCGACGCGUGCUCACUUAGAAAUGUAUCUUCCGGCACUGAUAGAGAAGUUUUCCAGCUUUGCAUCCACAGACUUCUGGUAAUACGCAUGCAAUAUUUGCAUAAAGUCACUCAGUCAGGAUACGUCCUAAAGCACUUAAUAUUUCUCCAGCUAUAUUUUCUUUCUGCAUCGCUUUGAUUUUAUUUGGUAGCCUUUUAUUUAUUGUAUUUUACGUCGGUCUUAAAGCAUAUCCCGUGCUUAUUUGCUCAGCGGCACUUGUUUAUGUUUGUUUCUGAACAUCCCGCAUCUGAGACCUGUGCGUGGACUUUGACGUCCGUUUACUAGCUGAUUUUCUUUCCUAUGAUUCAUCGUGGGACGCUCCGACUGAAUGGGAUGUACAUACAUGAGCAAAAAUAAAUAUUAUUUAAUGUA
Molecule: messenger RNA, 2602 nt
Organism: Puntigrus tetrazona (Sumatra barb)
Lineage: Eukaryota; Metazoa; Chordata; Actinopteri; Cypriniformes; Cyprinidae
Gene: abtb1
Product: ankyrin repeat and BTB (POZ) domain containing 1
Exons: 12
Coding region: 187-1617 (476 amino acids)
Cellular component (GO): cytoplasm; ubiquitin ligase complex
Molecular function (GO): protein binding
Source: RefSeq, a predicted model, not a curated record